Molecule: messenger RNA, 1953 nt
Organism: Vanderwaltozyma polyspora DSM 70294
Lineage: Eukaryota; Fungi; Ascomycota; Saccharomycetes; Saccharomycetales; Saccharomycetaceae
Gene: TOP3
Product: DNA topoisomerase 3
Exons: 1
Coding region: 1-1953 (650 amino acids)
Biological process (GO): DNA topological change
Cellular component (GO): nucleus
Molecular function (GO): DNA topoisomerase type I (single strand cut, ATP-independent) activity; DNA binding
Source: RefSeq, a predicted model, not a curated record
AUGAGAGUUUUGUGCGUUGCUGAGAAGAAUUCAAUUGCUAAAGCGGUUUCUCAAAUUUUGAGUGGUGGUAAUUCUAAUGCACGUGAUUCUGGGUAUAUGUAUGUUAAAAAUUAUGAUUUUAGAUUUAAUGGAUUCCCAUUUAUAAAUGACAGGGACUGCGAUGUGACGAUGACCAGUGUUGCUGGUCAUCUUAUGGGAAUUGAUUUCCCAAAUGACAGAUAUGGUUGGGGCAAGUGUCCGGUACAUGAAUUAUUCGAUGCGCCAUUAUUACAAGUUUAUGAUAAGAAUCAAAAAAAAAUUGCAGAUAACAUUAAAAAGGAGGCAAGAAACGCAGAUUUCCUGAUGAUUUGGACGGAUUGUGAUAGAGAAGGUGAAUAUAUAGGUUGGGAAAUAUUCCAAGAAGCGAAAAAGGGUAAUAGACGUCUUAAUGAAGACCAAAUGUUUAGAGCUAAUUUCUCUCAUUUAGAGAGAUCUCAUAUUUUAUAUGCUGCAAGGAAUCCGAGAAGGUUGGAUAUGAAUAGUGUCAAUGCAGUAGAAACAAGAAUGGAGAUAGAUCUGCGAGCAGGGGUUACAUUCACUCGUCUUUUAACCGAUACAAUGAAGAAUAAAGUGAGUGCUACAAUUCAAAUGAAUUCUGGUCCUAACGCUAAAAAAGAAAAUGUAGUAAUAUCGUAUGGUACAUGCCAAUUCCCGACGUUGGGGUUCGUUGUAGACAGAUAUGAAAGAAUACGGCACUUCAUACCAGAAGAGUUUUGGCAUAUACAACUCCAGAUCGAAAACAAAGAUAAAAAUGGUGGUGAAUUUACAACGUUUCAGUGGGAAAGGGGACAUAUAUUUGAUAGAUUAACGGUUCUCACAUUUUAUGAAGUUUGUUUGGAAUUAGCGGGUAAUCAAGCAAAGGUAAUAGAUUUGAAAUCGAAACCAACAUCUAAAUACCGUCCUCUUCCAUUAACUACUGUUGAACUCCAAAAAAAUUGUGCAAGAUUUUUAAGACUAAAUGCAAAACAAUCUCUUGAUGCAGCUGAAAAACUUUACCAGAAAGGGUUUAUAUCUUAUCCAAGAACUGAAACUGAUAUUUUUCCACAGACAAUGAAUCUAAAGUCAUUAGUUGAGAAACAGGCUCAAUUAGAUCAGGGAAACCAUAGGUCACCUUGGGCUGCAUAUGCAGAGCAACUAAUAUCAGAUGCGCCAGGAACAAAUAAGUUUAAAUUUCCAAGAAGUGGUACACAUGAUGAUAAAGCGCAUCCUCCAAUUCAUCCAAUUAUCAGCUUAGGAGCUAAAGCGACUAAUAUAACACCAGUGGAAAGGUCUGUGUAUGAGUAUGUAGUACGACACUUUUUAGCCUGCUGCUCCGAAGACGCUAAGGGUUUAUCAACAACAUUGACAUUAGAUUGGGCAGGUGAAAAAUUUACUGCUAGUGGGUUGGUCGUUUUAGAAAGAAAUUUUCUUGAUGUUUAUCCUUGGGCUAAAUGGGAAUCGACAAAGCAAUUACCACGUCUUGAGAUGAAUGAAAUCUGCACAAUUGGAAAAGCUGAAAUGAAAUCUGGUAAAACAUCUCCUCCUAAACCAAUGACAGAAUCAGAAUUAAUUUCUUUAAUGGAUGUUAAUGGAAUAGGAACAGAUGCUACUAUUGCAGAGCAUAUUGAAAAAAUUCAAGUAAGAAAAUAUAUCAAAAGUGAAAAGUCAGGCAAAGAAACGUAUUUACAACCUACAACUUUAGGAAUAGCAUUAGUUCAUGGAUUUGAAGAAAUCGGUUUGGAGGAUUCAUUUGCCAAACCCUUUCAAAGAAGGGAAAUGGAAGAAGAAUUGAAAAAGAUUUGUGAAGGGAAUCGUACUAAAAAUGAAGUUGUCGUAGAUAUUGUUGAAAAGUAUAAGAAGUACUGGAUAAAAACUAAUGGUUCCAAAAAUACUUUGCUUGAAGUAUUUGACAGAGUAAGAAGAACGGUAAUUUAG